Molecule: messenger RNA, 912 nt
Organism: Dermatophagoides farinae (American house dust mite)
Lineage: Eukaryota; Metazoa; Arthropoda; Arachnida; Sarcoptiformes; Pyroglyphidae
Source: RefSeq, a predicted model, not a curated record
UCGACACAUAAUAAUGAUCAAUUAUCGUUAUCAUCAUCAUCACCAUCUAAAACAAUUACUAAAAUAAAUCAAAAAGAUCCACAUCAGAAACUGAUUAAACAGGUGAAUAUUGUGGUACCUACGGCGAUAUCUACAACGACAACUACCACAUCGACAAUAACGAUGACAACUAAUAAACAACAAUCAUUAGUAGUUGGUCAUCAAUUACAAAGUUUGAAUGAAGAAGAUUUAUCCGCCAGUGGUGGUGGUGGUUUCGAUAGAGGUGAUGAUGUUGACGAUGACGAUGAUGAUGGAACAAAACGACAAAAAUCGACCAAAACAAUUACAACCGAUUUGCAACAGCAACAACAACAACCGGUUGGAGCACCAUCAAUGACAUCGACAACAAAUACUGUUACAAUGGCAACAUCCGGUGGUGGUGUUAAUGGUGGUUCAUCCUAUUCAUCAACAAUAGCAGCAGGAAAAGCAACAAAAACUGAACAAUUACGUAUGGAUAGUGAUAGUAUUGAAUCAACAUCAAAUACAGAAUCAUCAACAAGUUUGAAUAUUCAAAAAUCAAAUCAACAACAACAGCAGCCAAUUUCAUCAUCAUCAUCAUCAGCAGUAAUAACAAAAACCGGUAUCAUACGUAGUGGUGCUUGUAUAUUACAACAACAAUCAUCAUUAUCAUCGACAAUAAUUCCAACAACAACAACAACAACUGGACCACCACAACCACAACCACCACCACCGGCAACAACAACAACAACAACAACAACACAAACGAAUAAUAAUAAAAAAAUUAAUCAAGUUCGUGCACAGAUACUUGUUAAUGAAGUACAUGAUUGGUGGCUAUUACAUUUAAAUUGAUUGAUGAUUGAAAUCUAUGUGAAAAUUCUACGAACAAUUUCAUUUCAUUUCAUCAUAUUUUUU